Messenger RNA from Xyrauchen texanus (razorback sucker), 2228 nucleotides. It is a transcript of the gene grik6, whose product is annotated as probable glutamate receptor. Gene Ontology annotation, cellular component: AMPA glutamate receptor complex; dendritic spine; plasma membrane. The record is from RefSeq and is a predicted model, not a curated record. Gene Ontology annotation, biological process: monoatomic ion transport; synaptic transmission, glutamatergic; modulation of chemical synaptic transmission. Bases 58 to 1503 code for a protein of 481 amino acids. The transcript is spliced from 11 exons. NCBI's taxonomy places the organism in Eukaryota, Metazoa, Chordata, Actinopteri, Cypriniformes, Catostomidae. Gene Ontology annotation, molecular function: transmitter-gated monoatomic ion channel activity involved in regulation of postsynaptic membrane potential; AMPA glutamate receptor activity.
UGGUGCUCUGUGUCAGCCAGUGCAGUCCCAGUACAGUGGAAUUUCACUGCAGACAUCAUGAUUGUGAAGACGAUUAAUGUCAUUGAUCUCAACAAUAUAAAUGUCAAAAUUAACAACAUGUUGGGUUUUGUGGGGCUCUCUUUAUGCAUAGUCGUGCUGCUGGGUUCAGAGAUCUGCAUAGCAGCAAGGCAAGAAUUAAUAAUCACCACCAUAAAGCAAGACCCAUACACAAUGAGCAAGGGCUCCCAGUUAGAGGGCUACUGCAUGGAUCUACUCUCUGAGCUAUCUAAGAAACUGGGGUUUAAAUACAAAGUUAACCUGGUGAAGGAUGGGUCAUAUGGCCGGCAGGAUGAAAGCGGAAACUGGAACGGAAUGAUUGGAGAGGUUGUUAGAGGGGAAGCUGAUCUGGCCGUAGCUCCUCUUACUCUCACUGCUGCCCGUGAGAAGGCUGUGGGAAUGUCAAAACCGUACAUGCAGACUGGAAUCAGCAUCCUCAUCCGCAAAGAAAAAGUUUCUGAAGAGGCUGGGUUUUUUGACUUUCUCUCCCCUUUCUCUGGCGAGACCUGGUUCGGCAUCCUGAUUGCAUACUUUGUGACUGCAGUCUGUAUCUGCAUUGUGGGAAGGUUGAGUCCAUGCGAAUGGAGCCAGCCUGAGACUGAGACCAAUCACUUAACACUUCUGCACAGCUUGUGGUACACUGCAGGAGCCCUAAGCCUGCAAGGUGCAGGCCCUCACCCUAAAGCUGUGUCAGGACGGGUUAUCAGUUGUACCUGGUGGCUGUUUGCAGUCGUAUUGCUGGCGUGUUAUUUCUCCAGCCUCAGUUCCUCUCGGGGAUCUGAUUCUGCACAGCUCAUGAUAAAAGGCUUUGAGGACUUGGCCAAUCAGGAAGUGAUCGAAUAUGGAACGCUUGCAGGCUCCUCCACCCUUGCCUUCUUUAAGAACUCCAAUAACCCAUCUUACCGUCGCAUCUAUGAGCACAUGGAGCGGAGGAAAAGUUUUGUGUCCUCAAUGGAUGAGGGCGUCCAGAGAGCAAAGGAAGGAAAUUAUGCUUUCAUUGGAGAAUCUGUGUCCCUGGACUUGGCUGUGGCACGCCAUUGUGAUUUGGCCCGUGCACAUGAGGUCAUUGGGAUGAGAGGUUACAGCAUCGUAGCUCCUCUUGGAUCUCCCAUGCUGAAGAACCUGAGUGUGGCGAUCCUGCAGCUGAACGAGGCGGGGGAGCUGGCCUAUCUGCGCACUAAGUGGUGGGCCAGUAGCUGUAUCUUGGACAGUGCCAAAGCCUCGUCUCUGAGGGCCCAUAGCAUGAAGGGCAUCUUCCUGGUUCUGGCUGUAGGCCUUGGGAUUGGAGUUCUUCUCUCCUUGUUUGAGCUCAUCUCGAAGUCUCGCAGUACCGCAGGAGAGCAGAAGAAAUCCUGCUGCGCAGUUUUGACUCAGGAGCUGAGCCAGCGUUUGAGAAUGAGCAACACAAAGAAAGUCCAGGAAACCUCAGACAUAAACAAGGCAUAAAGGUUUUCCAACACUGAUAUAAUCCGAGUCUUACGUAACAGAAUGUCUUUACUGUUUCUUAAAUUCUGAUAGAUCUAUUCAUGACUUUCUGGAUUAUCUGUUGUUAGAUAUUACCAUCUCUUACAUUAUAGGAAACUAUGUUUAUUAACUUUUUAACUGAUUUAUAUUAGUGUUCUGAACUGCAGAUUUCUAUAAAAUUGUAACAUUUUUACAGUCAAAUCAAGCUACCUGUUGGUUCAGUGAAGAUGUUAGAUGAAGUGCCUUUUAAUCUCAAACUGGCAGUAAAAUCUCAUGAUUUUGUUUUACAGUUGUUGGUGUUAGAUGAUUAUUAGAAAUUUCAUCUGAAACAUAAUUUUUAUAUAGACUGUAUGUAAUAUGAUAAGGAAGAAAGCUGAAAAGGAGUUCAAUAAGACUUUGUUCAUUAACAAAUUCUGUACACCAUGUGAAAUAUUUGUAUUUAAUACAGAAAUACAAGAAAAAGCCUAUAAAAGUAAGAGACAAGCAGCAUUUUGCAGAUUUGUUAUUGUAAACCAAGCAUAAUGGGAAAAAUGCACCUUCUCUGACAAGGAUUUAAGAAUGAAACAUUGUAAACUUACAAAACAAAAGCUCAUAUAAUAUAGAAAACAUUGUCACCUCUUACUCUUAAUCACAAAAGAGGCAUUGGUAGUGGCACCAUGUUUAAAUGUAAUUAAAUAAAUUAAUAAACUUGAUCUAACCCCAAAAGU